AGACUAAACCUGAGUUGGCCAGUCAACAAGAGCCAAAACCCCACGCUCCACUCGGCACGCUUCCCUAAUUCUACCGAACUCCAAGGCACCACACCACUACAGCCGUUUUCUACUCCGAUGAAUUCGCUGUCCCUCAACCCUGUUUCCACCGCCGGCAACCACACCACCACCACAAAACACACACUUCAUCAUCAUCUUCUUCACCACCACUUCAACAACAACAUCAACCAGAAGCGAAAAACAAGGAGAGGUGGGAAGUGCAAAGCGGUAUUAGCACAUGAAGCGCCGUUUGUGGUAGCAAUGGGAGCAUGUGUGCUAAACUCAUUGGUGUUUCCGUUGCCAGUGGGUCCGGAUGACAACGAAGACGGCGAGUCAGUGAUCGAGUCAGCUGAUGCUAGGUUUGCUGUUAUGGGGAUUAUUAGUUUCAUUCCUUACUUUAAUUGGAUGAGUUGGGUGUUUGCUUGGAUGGAUACUAUGGAUAAACGAUACGCUGUAUAUGCACUCGUUUAUUUAGCUCCUUACUUAAAGACGAAGUUAUCUCUGUCACCUGAGGAAAGCUGGUUGCCUAUUUCUAGCAUUAUUUGGUGCAUUCUUCACAUUCAGUUAGAAGCAAGCAUCAAGAAUGGAGAUCUUCCAGGCAUCCCAUUGAUUAAUCGAGGUUUAAAGAAGGCAUCUUCAAAGAAAGAUACCAGCAUCUCAGAACAGGAAACAAGAAAAGAUGAACAAAACUUACCUUCUGCAAAUGACGAAGUAAGAGAUAAAAUUAGAGGUUGGGGAAUUCCUAAAAAGCCUUCUCGACAAGCUGACCGUUUCGAUAAAGAAGACGAAGCGGAAGGGAAAAAGCACUAGGUGCUUUCACUCGUAUAGGUACAAGAUGAAGAGGAUGGGAAAAAGCACUAGGCGCUUUCACUCAUAUAGGUAUAAAUAUAUCUAAUGGGUUUAUGGAUCCAAUUAGAAAAAGAGGAAUGCUGUCAUGAUUUGAAAUCUUUGUUUUAGUUACCACUUACCACAUUUGAUUGGUUUCAAACUUCACUCAUCAAAGAAUUUUUAAUUGGACAUACAACCACAUUCGUGUUGUUUUGAACAUGGACAUAAUCAAGGUUUAUAAUUUCAAAUUGUUACCCAUAAUGUUUGCUUUUCAAGUUGCGAACAACCCCAGGUUUUAGAUAUUCAGAGGUGGAUCAAAAAGGGUUUGUACUUUGUAGGGUUUAUAUGUGCUUAUAUAAACUCUCUUUUUGGGUGAA
Molecule: messenger RNA, 1244 nt
Organism: Erigeron canadensis
Lineage: Eukaryota; Viridiplantae; Streptophyta; Magnoliopsida; Asterales; Asteraceae
Exons: 6
Coding region: 118-849 (243 amino acids)
Source: RefSeq, a predicted model, not a curated record